AUGGUUCAGGUUCAGGUUCAGGUUCAGGGUCAGGUUCAGGGUCAGGUUCAGGUUCUGGUUCUGGUUCUGGUUCUGGGUCUGGGUCUGGUUCAGGUUCCUGGUCUGGGUAUGCUGGGAUGUAACCACUCACCUGUCAGGAAACACUCACCUGUCCGCAGGUACUUCCUGUGUCUCCAGCUCAGACAGGAUAUAGUUUCUGGGCGGCUGCCAUGUUCCUUUGCCACUCACACCGUCCUCGGCUCCUACACCGUCCAAUCAGAGCUCGGAGACUACGACCCGGAUGAGUGCGGUUCAGAUUACGUCUCUGAAAUAAGUUUUGCUCCUACUCAAACUAAAGAAAUGGAGGAAAAGAUCAUGGAGCUGCACAAAACCUACAGGUUCUAA
Messenger RNA from Etheostoma cragini (Arkansas darter), 384 nucleotides. RefSeq names its product protein 4.1-like. The transcript has 3 exons. Gene Ontology annotation, cellular component: plasma membrane; cytoskeleton. The record is from RefSeq and is a predicted model, not a curated record. Bases 1 to 384 code for a protein of 127 amino acids. NCBI's taxonomy places the organism in Eukaryota, Metazoa, Chordata, Actinopteri, Perciformes, Percidae.